ACAUGUAUUGACAUUUGACACAACUCCAUGUUUUUUUUUUUAUUCCUAACCUCUAUUUCGCCUAAAACAAAGUUAUUUUAGAUUUGUAAUUAAUGAAUCGGUUGACGCGUGGUAUAUUAUUAAAAAACUUACGUGCCAUCACCCAAGAAAUGUCAAGAUUUCAGUCUGAUUACGCAAGUUUUAAAAAAAUCUUGGAUAAGGCCCAGAAUAUAAUAGCCCUAACAGGCGCUGGUGUUUCCGCCGAAUCAGGGAUUCCUGUUUUUCGAGGGGCUGGCGGUUGGUGGAGAAAUCAUCGAGCUACUGAAUUAGCCACACCAGAAGCUUUUCAAAGAAAUCCUGCCUUAGUUUGGGAAUUUUAUCAUUAUCGAAGAAACAUUGCUUUUAAUAGUAUUCCAAAUAAUGCCCAUUAUGCCUUGGCACUUUAUGAAGAACGUUGUAAACAGGAAGGCAGACAAUUCCACAUCAUUACUCAAAAUGUAGAUGGUUUACAUUUUCGGGCAGGUUCAAAAGAAGUAAUUGAACUACAUGGAUCAUUAACAAAAGUGAAAUGUACCAAGUGCAAAUUUAUUGAUGUUAAUAUUGAUAAUCCAAUUUGCGAAGCAUUAAAAGAUAAAGGUGAUCCCAUUGCAAAGGACACCAAUGAAUCUCAAAUUCCCAUAGAUGAAUUACCCAAAUGCUCAAAAUGUGGUUCAUUAGUUAGACCAUAUAUUGUGUGGUUUGGAGAAAUGUUGGAUCCAGAGACAAUUGAAAAAGCAAUGUCACUUGUGGAAACAGCAGAUAUGUGCAUUGUUGUGGGGACUUCAUCCGUGGUAUAUCCAGCAGCUAUGUUUGCUCCUACAAUUGCUGAACGCGGAAAACCUGUCGCUGAAUUUAACAUAAAUGAAGAACCAGCCAGUGAUGACUUUAAAUUUUAUUUUAAUGGAAAAUGUGGUAUCACCUUGCCUAAAGCUUUAGGAGUGAAUUUGUAACAGUAUCUUGUUUAUUUUUUAAAUAUUAUUUAAUACAAAAAUAGUUAAGCUCCAUUCCUAAUAAUUUAUUAAGAAUUACUUUCUUACAUAAUACUUAUAAUUAGAAGUACUGAAUUUUAGAAAAUGUUAUUUUGUUAAAAUUUUUCAAAUUAUUUGGAUUGUUAUUUAAACGCGCAAUACAUUUAUUAUUGUGUCUAGUUAUUUUUAUAUGGUAUUUAAACGUAUAUUAUCAAC
This is a messenger RNA of Onthophagus taurus, 1202 nucleotides long. RefSeq names its product NAD-dependent protein deacylase. The record is from RefSeq and is a predicted model, not a curated record. Lineage: Eukaryota; Metazoa; Arthropoda; Insecta; Coleoptera; Scarabaeidae. Gene Ontology annotation, molecular function: NAD+ binding; histone deacetylase activity, NAD-dependent; protein-malonyllysine demalonylase activity. Gene Ontology annotation, cellular component: nucleus.